Pollicipes pollicipes is the source of this 3822-nucleotide messenger RNA. RefSeq names its product dynein heavy chain 2, axonemal. The record is from RefSeq and is a predicted model, not a curated record. NCBI's taxonomy places the organism in Eukaryota, Metazoa, Arthropoda, Thecostraca, Pollicipedomorpha, Pollicipedidae. Bases 1 to 3822 code for a protein of 1273 amino acids. The transcript is spliced from 25 exons. Gene Ontology annotation, cellular component: axonemal dynein complex. Gene Ontology annotation, molecular function: dynein light intermediate chain binding; dynein intermediate chain binding. Gene Ontology annotation, biological process: microtubule-based movement.
AUGGCCUACCUGACGGACGCCCGGUACAAGGCCAUAGGCCAGACGGUACUGUACAUCCCCUCCGAGGACCUGUCCCGCCCCGUGGAGGACAUGGCGAAGGACAAGGACCUGGUGGAAAGGUUGGAGGCGGCGAUGGUGCACUGGAUCCGCCAAAUCAAGGAGAUGCUGAGCAGCUUGGACUCGAUCGAGAUGCCAGAAAAAGCCGGCCCGCUGGACGAGAUUCACUUCUGGAACGAUCGCUGUAAGGACCUGUCAGGCGUUAAGGUACAGCUGGACAGCGCGGUGGUGAAGAAGAUGAGCGAUGUUUUGGAGCACGCGAAGUCUUCUUAUAUCGGCCGUUUCAACCGGCUGGCCCACGAAAUCCAGGACGGAUCACAGCAGGCCGAGAGCAACAAACACUACCUGAGCCUGCUGCAGGAGCCAUGCGAGGAGCUCAGCAAGUCAUCGCCGGACGAGAUGGCCGGCCAGCUGGAGCACGUGCUCACUCUGAUACGCGUUGUGUGGAACAACUCGCCGUACUACAACACCAGGGAGCGCGUGACGGGCAUUCUUCGUCGCGUCAGCACCGAAGUCAUCAACGUUUGUCAGAACGUCAUCUCCAUCGACGACAUCUUCAACGGCCGCUGUCGCUCCUCCAUUCGAACGCUCGAGCAGUGCAUCGACUGUUCGAUGGCCUGGAAAAACAUCUACAAAAAGACGGCGCGCGUCCACCACAAGAUGUCUGAGCAGGGCUGGGUGCUGGAUGUGACCACAAUAUUCGCCGAGCUCGACGCCUUCACGCAGCGCUGCAAGGACCUCAUCGAGAUCUGCAACAGUCAGAUGUACCUCAACAGGAUGGAGGACGGCGAGCAGGUGCCGCUGCCACUGUUCGCUGGAGCCCGCGGCCCGGAGAUCGCGCGCAGUAUGCAGGAGCUGGAGCGCGUGUUCUCCGCCUGUCUCAAGGACAUCGGCUCCAACAAGCAGAUCAUCUCCGACAACCGCUCCACUCAGUGGCUCAACGAGUUCAGAAAGUUCCGGAUGCGGGUCAAAGACGUCGAGGUGAUGCUCACCAACAUCAUCGAUUGGUCAUUCGAGACGGUGCGCACGGUGGAGGAGGGUGUGCUGCUGCUCUCCUGCUUCCGGCGCUACGCCAACCGAGAGAUGAUACGUCGCAUUUUCGACAUGAAGACGGUCCAGGUGUUCGAGAUAUUCGCGGACGAGCUGCAGGCGGCGCGGCGCGAGCUGUCCCAGAAGGCGUUUCGUCUCGAGCCUACCUACCCAUACUACGCUGGUCAGGCGAUCUGGGCCAUGUCUCUGGUGCGCCGCAUUCAGAUGCCGAUGCAGGCGAUCCAGUCGGCGCCGUGGCUGCCCAAGAUCGGCAUCGGCGACGAGACGAAGGAGCAGCACCGUCAGCUGAGUCUGGCCGCAGCCGAUGUCAUCACCAAGACGCACGCCGACUGGUCGAGCUCAGUUGAGCCGUGCCCGCUGCAGCGGCUGGACCAGCCGCUGCUCACCAAGAGUCUGGAGCGCGCUGGCUGCAUUGAGCCCAACUUCGACCGGUACCUGCUCAAGCUGUUCCAGGAGGUGUUCUAUUGGGAGCGGCUCAACAUGGAGAUUCCGCCGCAGUGUCAUGACGUCUUCCGGCGUCGCGAAGAGAUGCGCCACCUGCGCGAGGCCGUCGGGCUGCUCUGCCGCGACUUCAACCACAUCGUCGCUUCGCUGUCGCAAGAUGAGAGACUACUUUUUCGUGAUCGCAUCAGCUUCCUGAGCCGAAAGCUGGCGCCAGGCUUCAGCAAGCUGCUGUGGACCGGCAAGGGUGCGGCGGAGGCCUUUAUUAAAGAGUCCCGGCAAGGCGCGGCCAAGGUGCAGCGCAUCGUCGACCACUACAAACUAGCCAACCGGCAGAUCAUGGAGAAGUGCAUGGCGGUGGCGGAGUCCUGGCUCGUCGACAUCGACACCAACCGCGUGUACACCUUCACGGAGCUUCAGGAGACGCAGGCGGAGCACAGGAAGAAGACCUUGGAGCUACUUAAACAGGUGCAACAGGAGAUCAUAGAGAUUCUUAGCACAAUGUUCGAGUACUUCAAGAACGACUCGCAAACCGUCAUCCAGCAUUGGGGCAAGUACCUGGGACGUAUCAGCCUGGCCCUACUGGAAUCGAUCCGGCACAACGUGCAGAAGUCUCUGACAGCGCUCAGCAAGAUAAUCAACGUGGACAGCAAGUCGGGGUCGGUGGCGCUCCUCAGCGUCAAGGUUCUGCUGGUGGAGAACAAGAUCGAGCUGGAGCCCAGCGUGGCGGAAAUGGCCGAGCUGUUCUGCUCGUACAUCCAGCUGAUCGCCGCCGAGUUUGAGUCGUGGCAGCACAUCCCUGGGAUGCUGGGCCACGAGGACCGCAACCCGCCGCAGGCGACCAACUCCAUCAUCAUGACUGACGAGGACGCCAACAAGGUCCAGAUGGCCAUCAACAACGGCAUGGCCGUGGCUGCUGUCCAGCUGCAAAAUUACCUGAAGACCUGGGACACGUUCCGCGACAUAUGGGAGAUGGACAAAGACCUGUUCAUCAAGCGCUACCAUCGCAUGAACCCGACUGUAGCGGCCUUCGAUAGCGAUAUCGCCAGGUACUCUGAGGUGGCGAACAAUGUGCAGAUGCAGGACACGAUCGUGGGCAGUCAGUUUACGCUGCUGGACUGCGCCGGUCUGAAGCACGCCAUCGUGUGUCACUGCACCGAGUGGCAGGAGAAGCUGACGGAGCUGCUGCGGCAGAUCGCUUCCGACAGACUGGUCGAGGUGCAUCAGUACAUCGUCGACAAUACCGCCGGGAUGAAGUACGUACCGCAGAGCCUAGUGGAGCUGCAGGAGAGUAUCAACCUGCACGAGCGACUGCUGCACGAGCGGCCUGAACUGGAGAAGACGUUCCCCACCACGGAGGAACAGUUUGUUGUUCUUGACAAGUACGAGGUAGCCGUAGAUGAGGCAGUGCUGGAGGACCUACGACGCCUGCCGCCAGUCUGGGAGGCCUACUGUGACCUGCUCCUCGAGACCGCCGACACGUUGGAGCAGCACAAGGACAGGUUCCGGACAGGUCUUCUGGCCGACGCUAAUGAUCUGAAGAAGAACAUAUCCAAUUUCAUUGCUGAGUUCAAGCAGAAGGGUCCGUUUACAGACGCGUGGGAGGUCCCUGCCGCCCGAGAGAGCAUUGCCGAGUAUGGCGCUCAGUCAGACGUGUUCAAGGAAAAGGACUUGGAGAUCAAGGCCGGCCUUAAGAUCUUCAACAUCGAGCACGCACUCUCCAAAGAUCUGAAGCGAUUCGACUUGGACCUGGAAGCGAUAGACUCCGUGUGGGCGCUGACCGCCGAGUGGGAGCAGUCCUGGAGCCAGUGGAAGCUGCUGAAGUUCCAGGAGCUCGACACCAUUGAGCUGGAUUCCCAGGCCACGAGCGUGCACAAGCGCUUUACAAAACAGCUGAAGGAGUUCCGUGACAAUGGCUGGGACAUCAUCGAACAGAGCAAGGCACGUGUGGACGCCUUCCGCCGUGCGCUGCCACUCAUUAUGGACCUGAAGAACGCGGCGCUGCGGCCCCGUCACUGGGAGGAGAUCCGGCUCCUCAUCGGCAGGGAGUUCGACGAGAAGGUUGAUCUGACCAUGACACGAUGCAGCAGGGAGUUCGACGAGAAGGACGAUCUGACAAUGACACGAUGCCGCAGGGAGUUCGACGAGAAGGUCGAUCUGACCAUGGAUACCAUCUUCGAAUGGGGCAUGGACCAGUUUGCGGACGAGAUACACAACAUCUCUCAGUCCGCAACGAAAGAAAUGACCAUCGAAAAGGUGAGCCGCCACUCUUGA